UGAGCCGUUCUGACCCGCAACUGGUUGACAUAUAGCGGGAAAUAUUGCGACGACGUAAAUGCGCAAAUAAUGAGUGCUACAAAGUUAGUACAGUGUCCAGUAUGUAACAAACAUUACAGAUCAGACAUAAUCAACGCACACGUUAAUAACUGCUUAGGCGCAGAUAACGAUGCCAGUGAGCCUGUCUCGAAAAAACGAAAAUCAAAUGAUGGGAGUGAUGUUAUUGAGCUAGGCUCUGAAACGGGGACAUCAAAUGUCAAGGGAUGGGGUUUCUUAAUGGGUUCUUCAAACACACAAUCAGUAAAUACCUCAAAAGAGGUAAAAUCUAUUGGCGAUAACUGGAAGAACACAAAGUUGUUGCAGGAGGAAACAAUUUGUAUUGAUACCGCAGAUGGGAAUGACCGGACAGAAAUGAAGGUUAACGGGCCAUCCCAAUCGGACAAAAGUGAAAAUGUUUCCAACAUCAGAGCUGAUCUUGACACACAACUGGACAUGGGUGUGCCACUUGCAGAACAGAUGAGACCCACUGCUUUUGAAGAUUACGUAGGACAGGACAAUGCAGUUGGCAAAGAGAAGAUGCUUGCAACUUUGUUGAAAAGUGACAUUAUUCCUUCAAUGAUAUUGUGGGGACCUCCUGGCUGUGGAAAGACUACCCUUGCCAAGAUCAUUGCACACAAGUGUAAAACCAAGGCAAAGUUUGUUAAGUUGUCAGCUACGUCCUCUGGGGUGAAUGAUGUGAAGGAAACAAUUAAAUUGGCCAAGAAUGAUCAUAAGAUGCUGAAGAAACGGACUAUCCUGUUCCUUGAUGAAAUUCAUCGCUUUAAUAAACUACAACAGGACUCUCUCCUGCCACAUGUGGAAGACGGCACUAUAACGCUCAUUGGGGCCACGACAGAAAACCCAUCAUUCCAAGUGAACAACGCUUUGCUGAGUAGGUGUAGAGUCAUAGUCCUGGACAAGCUUGAUACAGAGGCCUUAAUGAGGAUCCUGAUCAGAGCAACGGAGAGGCUUGGCUUGAAAGUGUUAACAGACGGAAAAACUGGCGGGCACAAGAAGUGGAUAGAAAAGCCUGCCCUAGAGUUUCUUGCUAACGUGUCUGAUGGCGAUGCAAGAGCUGCACUGAACGGUCUUCAAUCGGUGGUUCAAUCACAAAUUGCAGCCUCCAAAUCAUCUCAUGAAGCUGCUGUGAUGGUCGUUACAGUGAACCAUAUCAAAGAUGGGCUACAGAGAUCCCACAUUGCUUAUGACAAAACAGGUGAAGAACAUUACAAUGCGAUAUCAGCGUUGCACAAGUCCAUGCGAGGCUCUGACGACAGUGCUGCCCUCUAUUGGCUGGCGCGGAUGUUGGAAGGUGGAGAGGAACCUCUCUACAUCGCCAGAAGGCUGAUUGAGUUCGCUGGCGAAGAUGUUGGAUUAGCUGACACUCAAGCCCUCAUACUGGCUGUGAACACUUUCCAAGCUUGUCAUUUCAUUGGCAAACCGGAAUGUGAGAAGCCACUUGCAGUGUGCGUGGUGUACCUGUCCAGGGCCAGCAAGUCAGUGGAGGCCUACAAUGCUUACAGCAAGGCCAAGGCAUGCAUUCAUGAGCACAAGGGUCCACUGCCUGGAGUUCCCCUGCAUCUUCGAAAUGCUCCUACCAAACUUAUGAAGAACUUAGGUUAUGGCAAAGACUACAAGUACAAUCCUUCCUUCAAGGGCCCAGUGAAACAAGACUACUUCCCAGAGUGUCUUAAAGGGACAAACUUCUUUAAAUGAACCUAAACUGUACAAUAAAAGACGGUUUAUUUGUCAAGUA
Molecule: messenger RNA, 1795 nt
Organism: Dreissena polymorpha
Lineage: Eukaryota; Metazoa; Mollusca; Bivalvia; Myida; Dreissenidae
Product: ATPase WRNIP1-like
Exons: 8
Coding region: 70-1755 (561 amino acids)
Biological process (GO): regulation of DNA repair; DNA repair; DNA-templated DNA replication
Cellular component (GO): nucleus
Molecular function (GO): enzyme activator activity; DNA binding; ATP binding
Source: RefSeq, a predicted model, not a curated record